UGGGCCGCCCACACACACCAGCCAGUAGUCUGUCCGAAACAACUGUCAUUUAGAGAGUGGACAUGAUGGGAGAGCAGGAGCAGGAGAACACGAAUUAAACCUCUGAAGAAGUGUUAAAAACUACUUUUAAAGUUAUUUAUGUGACUGUUCCAGCUUACCCCGGCAUGUGUUAGUGUCUUUAAGAGAGACAGCUUUGGCAGGACGUGUUUCUCACUGCAUUAGGAACUGCAGACACUUUCGGGAGGAUGUCAACCCCGAGUAACUCGCUCCAGCAGCCGAGAGUCAGACGCAGCAAUGCGGGCUCCCCUGGUUCCUUCAACAGCAGCAGCAGCAGCUGCCGUCUGCACCCCAUCCGUGCCACCGUGCCCUACCAGCUCCUCCGUGCCGGGCAGAGCAGCCCGACGAGGGGGCAGACUUUCCACGGAGGAGCCACGACCAGCCGGGGCUCCAGUCCCCCCUCCAGCCCGACACUCAGUUCAGGAAGUGCGAACGCUAAGCAAAGACUGUCCCCUGAAAAUAAGGACUCCUCCUGCCCCCCAGACUCACCAGUUUCCAGAGCAGAAAGAUCCAAGUUACAAGUUCGGAGCUCCAGUGCCAUCCGGCGGACGUCAUCCCUCGACGCCAUCACAGGUCCAUACCUCACCGGCCAGUGGCCUCGGGACUCCCAUGGACCCUAUCCUUCCUGUAUGAAAGACAAAGCCACACAGACUCCAGGUCUCUGGAUUGAUGAGGGAGCAGAACAGGGAAGUCCUCACCAGCGGUCAGCCUCCUGGGGAAGCGCUGACCACCUCAAAGAGAUUGCUAAACUGAGACUGCAGCUGCAGCGCAGCAAACAGGUCAGCCGGCAGAGCAAAGACAGGGAGCAGAGCUCACUGCAGCUGUCCCAACAGGCGCAGCAUGGCGUUGCAUGCCAACCACAGUACAAGGGAACUUCGUCAGCCUUGUCGGCUAUCCCGGUGCCAAAGUCCUUCAUAUUCAGAGUGCCGAGCAGCGUGGAGGGCAUCAACCACGAGCUAGAAAAUGUGUUCAUCAAAGAGGACUGGGAGCAGGUGAUACAGGCCAUGGAUGUUGUAGAUGGCCGCCGGGCUCCUUUCCCUCCGCACCACUACAGCAGCAGCGGGGACACACGUGACACGGACACACAGGCACCUUCAAGUGGCGACUCCAGCCCGUUGCCCCGCCCCUGCAGCUCUGACCACCUCCACUCCCCUGAUGGAAGCCCCUGUUCUGCAGAGGAGAUUGACAAAGACGGCGUGUGCAGCUCUCCUCUCCCAAAGUUCGCCACAUCACCCAAACCUAACAACAGCUACAUGUUCAAACGAGAGCCUCCUGAGGGCUGCGAGAAGGUCAAAGUGUUUGAGGAGAUGGUGUCCGGCAAAUCAAAAGGCUUCCCCCUCUUCUCGUGCCCCGACAAAAACAAGGUGAACUUCAUUCCCAGGGGCUCUGCCUUCUGCCCCGUCAAACUCCUCUGCUCCUCCCUCUUCUCCCCCGUCUCUCCCUCGUCCUGCCCCUCCGCCAACUCUGGUCUCCACGGCAACGACAGCCCAGGGCCUCAGGUGACCCCAACUCAACCCACUGCACCACUAGCUACCUUUCCGGCCUCCGCUGACUGGAGCACCGACACAAGCACAGGCAUAAACACAAACAACAGCACAGACAGCAGCCAGAGCCCCGACGCAGACGUGGGGAAAGACGGCUCGGCACACCUUCUCCUCACUAGCUAGUCCUCAGGUAUCCACGAUCAAAAAAACCACCUGCUGCUGAAACAGCUCGGCGUGACAGGUGGCAUGGUUUUAAAAUGAAAGAAAAACCUUGAAAAAAAAGCAAAAAAUAAUCCUUGCACUCCGUUAGUCCUAACGUUAGCCAGCAGGGAGUGCCCAAGGUCUGAGGAUGACAAACAUCCAGCAACAUUUCUGCCCGGUCGCAGCGUCUGUUCCACCGUUAGGGAACUCAAAAAGCGCUCGAUGGAUGGCUUCAUAACUAUCGACCGGACAUGAGAGAGUUCUGACCUUGGGCACCACUUCCCUUAAACCCAGAACUAACCUAGCCUUCUCCUCUGUACUCUGUACCAGGACAGAACCAGUAACAGAAAUAGCUUUGCUUUUGUUUGCAAAAAAAAUAGAAAAUACAGCACCAAAUAUUGUGUUACGUAGUGCCUGCAGUUUAAUCAAGAUACAACAUAAAAAGGAGGAACCUAAACUUUCAUAAGAGACAACUCUGAGGUGUCAGAGAAACAUAUUCUGUUCAUGUUAUCUAACCAGCUUCUUAGCUGUUCAGUGUUCAGCCAGCUAACAACUUUAGUGUGUAUACAUAAGCUUUUUGACAGAAGGGGAAAGUGAUUAGCUUCAUAUUUACCAUAUCAGGAUGUCUUACAGCCAGAAUGCAUUGCCCCACAUUAACCACAAUGUUUGCACUUGUUAAGACAUGGCUCAGAACGAUUACAAGCCAUGGCCUAUUUUCUAUUUGUUUAUUUUAUAGUGUUUGUAGCACAGUGUCUAUGUGAAACCAGCGGUUACUUGAGUGCAGGCUACACCCGACGAGUAUACAAGCCAAGACCUAGAUCUGCAUUUCUAGUCUGGUCACUGUAAUAAAAAAAAGAAAGAAAAGAAACUUGGUUAGCUCAACACAAAAUGCAUAUCAGCUGUUUUCAGUGACCAAAUAACCAAACACACGAAGCACACAGCUCCCCUAUAACUUUGUUUUAUUGCCCCUGUCUACACAGAACAGUAACUCAGGUGAAGUGGAAUGUACUUGCUCGGACUAUGUUGCCUUUCAAAGUGUUUGACGUUCUUUCUCCAGAAAGACAUUCCAGUCUUUUGCAGAAAUGUUUUAUUUUUAUUCUCCCCGGAGAGGGGCGUUAUUACGAACUGAAUCGACUGAUUGAAGUCACAGCUUGUGACGAGAUGACUUUGAAUUAACCUGUUCAGGUAAGAGUUUCAGGUGCUAUGAAACAUUCCACAGAUCAGCUGCGAGAACUCAAGUUAAACCUAACUAGCUAUAUAAGCUACACCCUCCUCCAAUGAGAAGUUGAUAAAUAUGUCCUUUGUUACAUCCCCUUUGUUAAAUAUGUACCAAAGUGAGAACCGAUGAAACGCCUGUCAUAUAUUAGGGACAAGAGGGCCUGUUUUUUUGCACCAGAAGCAGGAAGUUUAUGUGCACUUUGUUUUGUUUUGAAAACAGUUCAGCGACAUGUAAACACUGGUUCUUAGUGUUUCUAACUUAGGGAUAAUCUUUAGACCAACGCCGGAGCACUUACGUGGAAGUGAGAUGAUAAUCACUAUUUUUAUUUUAGACCAGUUUGUAAGUUAAAACAAUCAGAACUUGAGUGUGCAAUUGAUUUUGUUUGAAUUAAAUCUACACUAACAACUUUGGUGUAACACAGUUUGGCUCAAUAAUAUACAGAUCCAACUCGCCCAAACUUUUCCUGCACAAGUUUUAUCUCCACAACGUUAAAAAAAAAGAGACUGAUUUAUUUAACUGCUUCAUGUUUCAUCCCAAAACUUUGCUCCAUCAAGCCCACUUACCACAGAAACACAAAUCUGAACAAUAUGCAACACAUUCCACAAAGUUUAAGUUGAUAACUUUUCUGCUCACAGCUUCAGGAGUUCCAAUCAUACUAACACUGAUUUUAUUCACAAGCUCAUUGUGCAGUGCGGAUAAGAUAUGGUUGCCAUGUUCGGCAACGAUGAUUCAGUUCUACUGUGUAUUACGCAUUUUUAUGUAGAUCUUGUGUGUUUUUCAAUAAAGAAAACAAAAAACGUC
This is a messenger RNA of Notolabrus celidotus (New Zealand spotty), 3762 nucleotides long. RefSeq names its product glucocorticoid-induced transcript 1 protein. The record is from RefSeq and is a predicted model, not a curated record. Gene Ontology annotation, biological process: podocyte development. The transcript is spliced from 9 exons. NCBI's taxonomy places the organism in Eukaryota, Metazoa, Chordata, Actinopteri, Labriformes, Labridae. The coding region runs from base 246 to 1724 and encodes 492 amino acids. Gene Ontology annotation, cellular component: cytoplasm.